UGUUGUGAUCGGUUUUGUCGAUCAAGCAGUAGACUUCUUAAGAUAGCGACUUGAGAAAAAGAACCAGUAUCAAAGACUACAGCAAGGGACAGUGGCGGAAUCCCGGCAGUGGAUGUACAGUGACUGUUUACACGUCUAUUGUCAUGGCCUGCUAGCCCGUAGCUAUCGACUGUAGAGUGUCUAAUACAUUUGAUAAUAUCAGUUUCAGAGGCUCAGUCCUACUGUUCUACAGAGUUUGACUACACGAAUUGCUUGGCCUUUAUUUUGAAGUGGGGAGCGAAUUCGGCCGUAUGAUGUACAUGAGGACAGAGAUAAGACUCGAUAACCCGGAGCAAAUCCCGCUAUGGGAGGCUCCUCUGGUAUACUUGACACGCACUUUGAUGAUGGGAAAAUCUAUCGAGAAAUAGACAGACUAAGACGCAAGCCGGGGGAUUCAAAUACAAAUAAGGAAUCGCGACACAAAGGAGCGAGAAGGUAAACCGAGUUUAAAACAUGAGUCGCUCGGCCGCUACGCGUCAGAAAUUGUCGAUGUGAAUGAUAGAAACAAAUCGCCUAUCCCCACCGUGACUUGUUUGUGAAGGAAAAAAUUGGAGGACCUGAUUGGGGGUAAGUUUGGAGGAGGGAUACUCCCCGUCAGUGUUGAUCCCGCCCUGCGUUACACGAGGUACCCGAUACACACACCGCAUGAUGGACAUUUUACCUCGCUUUGCUUACUGUCGUCUGUCACUUGUAGAUGUGCACGAGACGAGCGCGCGCGGAACUUGAGUCGCCUAGAGUGACCGUUCUUGGAUAGGAGAGCAGACGACACUUUGAUGAAGCGGAUCGUUUUCGGAGCAAAUUUGUAAAAUACAUUUGAACAAAUGUUGUUCCUUUUUGGAAGUGAAGUAUGGAUUUCAAGGAAUGACACUUAAGCACAAACAAUAUUGGAUGUAGCAGUAUUUGAAUCUGAAUAUUUGCAUGUGAUUAUAUUUUUUCUCCAUGUGAACGCACAUAUACUUUGUUUUGAAUUUUACAUACUUGUACAAACGGACGAUGUGUAUACGGACUUUGAUUUGUUUAAAACUUCUCUUAUCUCCUCUACUUGUUUCGUUUUCGAUCGGAGAGGCAUUUAUUGACCGUCUCGAGCAAUGCGAACCUAUAAAAAUCCCGCAGUGCCGUUCUAUGCCUUACAAUAUGACGCGCAUGCCGAACCUGCUUCACCACAGCAGUCAGGAAAAUGCAAGGCUCGCCUUUGAACAAUUUGAGAUGCUCUUGAACAAAAACUGCAGUGAAGCAUUGUUGUUUUUCCUAUGCUCCAUAUAUGUGCCAAUAUGCACAGUCUCUUUCCAACCCGACCCAAUCCCUCCGUGUAAGGGGGUUUGCGAAAAGGCGAGGGCAGGGUGUGAGCCCGUCAUGAACGCUUAUAAUGUGUCGUGGCCCGAGGCCCUGGACUGCUCACGACUCCCCCGAUAUGAAAGGGGGGUAUGUGUGUCCCCCGAAGCCAUUGUCUCCCCAUCAAGGAGAAAAGAUUGCAAAUGCAGAAAACGUCUUCGUCCAAAAUGGCGGAGUUACAGAAAGCAUCACUAUGAUUAUGCAAUCAGAGCUCGCGUGGUCCGGAAGAAGUUAAACAGUGGUGGUCAGAUGAAGGUCCGGGUGCAGGUGACCAAUGUGAUACACUGCGGCAAGGUGGGACUGACCAGCGAGGUGGACCUGUGGAGCAACUCCAGCUGCCUGUGCCCCUCCGUCAAGAGGGGGCGGGAGUACCUCAUCCUGGGCCACGAGGACAAGCGCCUGAACAGACUCCUUCUGCUGCCUAACACCAUAGCCGCCAAAUGGAAGGACAAGUGGAUCAAGAAGAUACAGAAAUGGGACCGGCGACUUCACCGACCACCAUCACCGGGACGCCGACGUAAAAAUGGCGUCCAUAAAGGCAGACCUAGUCUAAAGAAAACAAACAAGAUUGGAAAGCGCAAGAAAACAGCCCUAAAACGGAAAAGAAAGCGGAUGAAUAGGAGGAAAUCUCGAUUAUCGCAGUGAACGACAGUGUUUGAAGCGGAUUUAAAAUCCUAAGGAUAGAUCUAUGUUGCUUAGACAAUGUGAGUUGUCUCCCUUACAAUGUAACUUCAUCGCUUGUACAGGUUUUCACGGUGUAAAUAUUUUCAUAGCGGUACGGAGAUGAAAAUACUUUUGUUCAUUCAUUCAGCAACUCAGUGAAUUAGAGCUUUGUAAGUUUAGAAUAUUUGACGAGUGGGUUCGGAGCGAUGACAGAAGUGUGUUUCAAGCUAUUAAAGUUUUUUGAAGUCACACAAAGCUUUAAGUGUCGACAUAGGUCAACUAUUCGUCUCUCCUUGGUGUUCAUAUUUGUUUUUUUGUGAAUCCAAUGUAAAUGUUGCUUCUCUUUUGUCCAUUGUUUACUUGAUUCCUUUUUGGAUAGUACAGUGAACCCUCGUCAGUCCGAACUACGUUAAUCCGGAAGCCCCACCCCCGGACUAUUACUGUUAUGAACGUCUCGUAUGCACAGUAUGUUAACGAUAUAACUUAAUUAGUCUUUGGUGAUUUCACCGGUUACAUUACCGUCCGGAUUAACGAGGUUUCACUUAGUACCAAGCUGUGAAGUAAGCUCCAACAAGGUCAGAGUUAACCCCUCGCGACCGACACUGAGCGUUUUCAUCAUCACUCUCUCUCCCUCGCUCCCUCUCUCUCUCUUUCUCUCUCUCUCUCUCUCUCCCUCGCUCUAUCUCUCUCUCUCUCUCUCUCCCUCGCUCUCUCUCUCUCUCCCUCGAUCUCUCUCUCUCUCUUUCUCUCUCUCUCUCUCUCUCUCUCUCUCUCUCUCUCUCUCUCGCUCUCCCCCCCUCUCUCUCUCUCUCCCCGAGAGUUCCACUCUUAGCUGGUUUGCAUACAUACUCCAUACACCCCUGUAAUAAUUCUUAACUGUAUGUAAAGUAAAUCAAUUCACGUACUCCUUAGAAUAUAAACAGUGAUACCCCGUUCAGUUUCAGUGAUAUCGCUUGGAUUAAUAAAUGUCAAUUCUAAGUGACUACUGGUACAUUGUAAAGCUCCCUCAAUUAAGAUAUUCCUAGUAGUAGUCGCCCGGAAUGCGGGGGUUCCGGACUACCGGGGAUUCACUAUAUACAAAAUGUGAUGAAAAUGUAAAAAAUACUAUUUUCUUCAGAUUGUUGUUUUUCACUCAAGUGAAAAUAUGUGUGUUAAACUUGUACUGUUACUGUAGCGGUGUUUCAAUGUACGCCAUGUCCGGAUUACGCGGUGUCGUGAUUGAAGGUCACAUUUAAGUCAAACCCACGUUGAGGGGUAGGAAUGCAUCCUUAUCCUUGAAUGCUUGCGUGUUCAUUUUACAUUUUCCUCUUGUUGCCAGUUGUUACGGUCACAUCCAUGGCUUAUCACACUGUAAAUACGUUGUUUAUGUUAUCCGUGCAGUUGCUUUUUUAUGUUUGAAACGAGAAAGGCAUUUAUGAUUUAUAUAUUUUUGUGAUAUGAUUUUGUGCGAGACGUAUGUAUAUUUUAGUUUUUGCUUCGAUACCAACUAGACUUGAACAUUUUAUAUUUUAAAGAUGGUAGAUAUUUAGUACGUAUUUAUAAUUUCUGUACAUAUUGACAUUGUAGCCAAGACGUUGUAUAUGCUAUAUUGCACAGUUCUGCAAUCACUAUUAUCAAAUAUAUCUAAACAUCAUGUGCUAUGUUACGAUCAGAACAUGAAACGCUCAAAACCUGGCAUCACUUAAGUCUAUGUACUGUACAUUCACACUCGGUAAACGCUUAAUCAACAAGCAGCCGCCAUCUGAUCGAUCUUAGUCGGGCCGAAUUCUGAUUGAAUCGAAGUUUACAUAUUUGAAAAUGUUUGAAAUAUGACCAACACAGGGCCUUGUCCCUGAAUUAGGCAUACCAUUAUACAGCCAUAAAUGAUCCAAAUACGGCAAUUGACUCGGUCGUAAAAGUCACAGAUGCGUCAGUAAAAUCCUCGUCAUUUCCCCUCUUCUUGGUGAUCAUCUCCAACUGUGCCAAAAUUGCUCCUUUUUGUUAAAGGAAUUUCUCGGCCGUUAUGACAAGAGACAUGAGGCAAAAUAAACAUAAGAGGGGUUGUCAGUGUUAAUCUGAGACUUAUACUCCAGAACAGACUUCCCGUAAUAAUACUUCAGAGAAGAAAGCAAACAUUAUUAAACUGAAGCAAUAAUACAAUCUAUAUUUGUUUUAAAAUUAGGCACAAUUUAUGGGUCACAACUUUUUGUAAUUUGUUAUCCAUAAAUUGUGUCUACUUUGUCAUCCGCCAACUUCAAGGAAAACCUAUCAAAAAUAUAUUUGUUUUAAUGCUAUUUUCACUUUUGUAAAAUGUAAUGAAGGCUUCUCUUUAAAACAAAAACAACAUGUCAAACAACAUGAAAAUGGCCUAAUGAUGACUGUUAUGGCGGGGAUAAUCUAUUUAUACACAUUCAUUGUCGAUAUUGGUGUCACUGUUUCCCACACAUAUCGAUGUGGUCGACACUGGUCAGAGACGGAGGACAACAGUUGCUCGUUAAUUCAUUCAUUCCCGCCCUACUAAUCCUAUAUAGCAAAUCUACCAGAAUUCAAAACGCGAACCACUCCUUCCUACGUUAUUGAGAGUAUGUUUAUACGCCGGUUAGAGCAAUAUCCAUGCUAAAUAACCACAGGGGAUCCCGAGAAUGGACUUCACACAUUGUACAUCCGGGUAGUCGAAACGUGGUGUUCGGCGUGGCGAACCAACGCUUGGCACCAAACCGCCUAAACCCGCGCAUGAUAAGAUAGUGUGAAGUUUAAUUAAGUGAGCAACGACUGACUUGUGGUCGUUACAUCUGAGGUAAAUGCAUUGAUGCACUGGUGGACUAGAUGGUGUAACCUCGUUGUUAAUACAUAACAUGGUUGUGAAAACACGUCAUGUGCGUGCAGUUGACAAAAAUAAAGUUAUGUAUAUUUGCUUAA
Molecule: messenger RNA, 4932 nt
Organism: Haliotis rufescens (red abalone)
Lineage: Eukaryota; Metazoa; Mollusca; Gastropoda; Lepetellida; Haliotidae
Product: secreted frizzled-related protein 3-like
Exons: 5
Coding region: 1033-2016 (327 amino acids)
Biological process (GO): non-canonical Wnt signaling pathway; canonical Wnt signaling pathway
Cellular component (GO): cytoplasm
Molecular function (GO): Wnt-protein binding
Source: RefSeq, a predicted model, not a curated record